AAAUUUAACUUCCUUCCCUUUUCUAUUUCAUAUAUUAACUAAAUUACAAUAAAGAAAUGAUUGGUGCUAUUACUGGUAAAUUCCGUAAACAAGCUAUUAAAGACAUUACAAUCUCUCUUGUUCUUGGCUUUUCUGGCGGUGCUGCUUGGUGGAAUCUUUAUCACAUUCCCAAUGUUCAAAAGCGUGAUGCUUAUUAUGCCAAGCUUGAAGCUAGCAAGCAAUAAAUGAGUUAUUUAACAAUGCUAUAAUUUAAUGUAAAUCAACAAAAAAAAAAAAAGAAAGAGAUGAGUUCGAUGUUUAAAUGA
Molecule: messenger RNA, 305 nt
Organism: Cokeromyces recurvatus
Lineage: Eukaryota; Fungi; Mucoromycota; Mucoromycetes; Mucorales; Mucoraceae
Exons: 1
Coding region: 57-224 (55 amino acids)
Biological process (GO): mitochondrial electron transport, cytochrome c to oxygen
Source: RefSeq, a predicted model, not a curated record